Molecule: messenger RNA, 858 nt
Organism: Paramecium tetraurelia
Lineage: Eukaryota; Ciliophora; Oligohymenophorea; Peniculida; Parameciidae
Exons: 2
Cellular component (GO): endosome
Molecular function (GO): GTP binding; GTPase activity
Source: RefSeq, a predicted model, not a curated record
AUGGAAUAGGACAGUGUUUCUAUUUUAUGUGAGUAAAAGGAGAGAAAAAUAAAAGUAAUCUUGAUUGGAGAUCAAUCUGUAGGUAAAAGUAAAUUAAUGGAAUGCCUGCUGAAUAUUGAAUCUAAAGUUAACGAUAAAUAAAUUUAAUCUGUAGAUUUCUUUAUUUCACGAAUAUUACUACCAAAUAAGAUUACUUAAAAGAUUCAUGUUUGGAUUACUUCUGGGGAAAUAAAGAAUAUGUUUUUAUAUUUAUCGAUGUUUAGUGCCAUGAUUAGAGCAUUCCUUCUUCAGAGCAACAUUUACAUUAUUGCAUUCUCUCUAAACAACAUGGUGACUCUAGAAAAUGCCUUGAAUACUUGGUUUUAGUUAUGUGUGAAGAAUGCCAAAUAAACAAAUGCAUAUUACUAUUUCUUAGGAACCAUGGGAGAUUUGGAGAGGAAAUGUCCCAAAUACAAUCAGAUAAUUGAUUAGAUCAAUGAGAAAUGCUCAGAAUACAAGGUAGCUGUCUUUGGAUCGAAAAAUGCUCAUCCGAUAAAAGGAAUUCGUUAAUCUGAAAAAUGGAAUGACGAUCAUAUCAUCGAGUUUGCAACUAAACGACUUCCCCAGAAUGUCUAUUAUUCUGAAUGCUCAGCAACAGAAAACUUGGGAAUGGAUCGAAGUAUGAGUAUAUUUACCAAAUUGAUAAUGUCUGCAAUGGAUAUUUAGGAUAAAGCGAAUGGGAUAGUUAAGGUUACAGAAUAGCCUACAUCUUAAUAACCUUAAUUACAGUCUACUUAAGAUAAAAGACCUUCUGCUAAACUGGAAAUUCAAUAACAACCCUAAGAACAACAAGAAAAAAUGUGUUGCAACAUAUUUUGA